UCAGCUACUGUACCUUUUUCACAAACGGAAGCGAAACCAUGCCAGCACAGAAGGAGUAUGGCCAUCGAUCGAGUAACCCCGCAACAACAAACAGCAAGCUCCGCAGCCCGCAACAGCACAACAACGGAGAAGCCAGAGUUGACAACGUUUGUGUAUCGCCAUUCAGGUGUUUAGCUAUCCGGACUAUCUAGGAGUAAUAGUAUGAACUCUUUGCUACGAAGUGGCCAGUGGACAUUGGAGGAGGUCUCCUUUGCUACUCGUCUAAUUGAUGAGUUCCGCAAUGGGUCUCUCCAGAUCCCGGACGGUACCAGCAUGAGAGGGUUCUUGGCGGAAAAGCUCGGCUGUGUGCCCAAGCGAGUGUCGAAGAAAUACGAGAAUACCAACUACAACGGCCGCCUCCAAUACACCCGCGACGAGUCCUUGUCGGCAGAGCGGUGUGUUCGAGUACGGUUGGAAUUGGAAAAGCUGGAACGAGCCUUUCGGCAAUCGGUCAAGAAGGAAGCGCAAGACCGAAAACCCAAGGCAAAGCCGGAACCGCCUCGGCAACAACAGGUGCCCCAAAAGUCAGAGAAAAAAUGCCCUCCUGCGUCGGCGAAUCAUGCAGAAUCUACUGUUGCCAAUAGCGCCAGCGUAGCGCAACUCCCCGCUGCGACUCAUAUGUUGCCGCAAAGUGCCACACGAGGAAGCAAUAUGACUGUCGGUGAUGCCGCAUCCACACUUUUGAGCGGAAGUUCCAUAUCAGCAACUGGAGCAGGAAACGAAGAGCUACUGAACCUUUUGGCGGCUCGUCAAAGGCUAGUCCAGAGGCAGAGCCUGCUUUUGCAGACCCAACAGCAACCUCGGACGACGUCUCUGACGAGUGCCUUGGCGUCUCGGGCAUCGGAGCGCUUCAAUCGUGAUCUCCUGUCGUCGCUGACGUCGCGUCCGCAGCACGCUUCGUUGUUGCCAUUGCCUCAAACUGCCUCGUUGGAACGUCUCCGGCUGUUGCAGCAGCUGGAACUCGAGCAACAGAAACAGAGACUUCUAUCCACGACGACCGCAGCGCUGCAACAUCGCUCUUGUUUUGAAGAACAAGCGAGAUUAAUGGCGGCCUCCAAAACUGGCAAGGCUGCUUCCGCAUUCCUCCCUGCCGGUUUGAGCCCAGGAGAUUUGCUCCAGGCGUUGAGAGAACAGAGAGAUUCGGCAACCAAUAAUAAUGAUUGGAGGACCAAGGGAAGUGUCACUGCGUGUGUCGGUGCCAGGGGGCAAGCCGCUGGCAGUGCAGCGAGUAAACGAAAAAAAGCACCCAGUGUUCUACUUCCUGACCCCAAGCGGCCCAGGUUCUAUUAGCUUGAUUUUUGAACUCGGGUCUGCUGAUAAACUUUUGGAUUGGAAAGAACGCAGAUGCUAUCUGCUUUAAUUUUGUAAAAAACAAAA
Molecule: messenger RNA, 1416 nt
Organism: Seminavis robusta
Lineage: Eukaryota; Bacillariophyta; Bacillariophyceae; Naviculales; Naviculaceae
Source: the annotation of a GenBank genome assembly